Papilio xuthus (Asian swallowtail) is the source of this 368-nucleotide messenger RNA. RefSeq names its product dynein heavy chain 12, axonemal-like. The record is from RefSeq and is a predicted model, not a curated record. The annotation marks the transcript as partial. Gene Ontology annotation, biological process: microtubule-based movement. Gene Ontology annotation, cellular component: dynein complex. Gene Ontology annotation, molecular function: dynein light intermediate chain binding; dynein intermediate chain binding; ATP binding. NCBI's taxonomy places the organism in Eukaryota, Metazoa, Arthropoda, Insecta, Lepidoptera, Papilionidae. The transcript has 2 exons.
GGAGAUCUAUCCUCGAGGAGAUGGUGCAGAAAAAGGUGGCCGACAUAACGGAUUUCAACUGGAUCUCGCAGCUGCGAUACACGUGGCGUGGCGAGCGGCUGCUCUGCUCCAUGAUAACCACCGACGUUGAGUACGGCUUUGAGUACCUCGGGAACACGGGCCGCCUCGUCGCCACGCCGCUCACUGACAGAUGCUACAGAACUCUAAUGAGCGCUCUCAAGUUGAACCUGGGCGGUGCGCCCGAGGGCCCGGCCGGCACAGGCAAGACGGAGACCACCAAGGACUUGGCCAAGGCUGUGGCCAAGAAGUGUGUCGUUUUCAACUGUUCAGACGGACUCGAUUACAAGGCACUGGGCAAAUUCUUUAAG